Messenger RNA from Schistosoma guineensis, 876 nucleotides. Lineage: Eukaryota; Metazoa; Platyhelminthes; Trematoda; Strigeidida; Schistosomatidae. The record is from the annotation of a GenBank genome assembly.
UGUUAUCGUUGUGAGAAUUUGCUUCGUCUAUAGACCACCGUUUUCGUACCCCAUGUUGUCAGUGUAUAACAUCAAACCAUCCGCGAUGUUAUGUAAAUAUCUCACCCUAUACGCAUAACAGCUUCUUAACUGAACGUUUGUUCAAAUUCCACUUUACACUACAGACAAAUAUUUCAAAUGAAUUUAAAGUUGAAUCACCUCACAAUGAUGAUCACAAAUAAGACCGUUGUUCUUUUAAUAUUCACAACUCUACUGCUAAAUACUCACAACGCUAUGCAGGGAAAAUUGUCAAAGAAAACCUUCAUAAAUCGAAGUCGGUCAGUCAACAAAACCCUUUUCAACUUCACCGAUACUAAAAACAAAACUGUAUUUGAUAAUUGGAUGGAGUAUUCACAUAAGGUUCAACGAUCUAAAGCCACGCUCGUACCACUUCAUGGACAGAAUUACCAAUCAGCCAUAUUCUUCUGUCUACUCAACUCACGACCAAAUGGAUCGAGUUUCGCCGGCGUCAAGAGGAUAAACUAUAUUUCGGUUUUGCCAGAAUAUGACGGUGUAGUAAUUGAUCUUCAUAGACAAGGUCUGAAUACUUCUUUCAAACUGAUCUUCUAUGGAAACUGUGUGGAUGUACAAAAUUGUGUAUUAUGCGAGUCAAAUUUUGAGACAUCUGGCGUACGACAACGAAUAGAACUACCAUUUAGCGAAUUUACGCAACACAAUCAAGGAAGACAGAUAUCUAAUCGAUUGCCGUCAAGUUUAAACCAAGUAUCUCAAAUCGGAAUACAAGCAUAUACAAAUAGAUAUGAGACUAAACAGCAAAAUGGUGUAGGUUCCAUCGAAAUAUUCACUAUUUCAAUAUAUAAAGAAGCUGGAAAGUCA